Molecule: messenger RNA, 1392 nt
Organism: Oncorhynchus nerka (sockeye salmon)
Lineage: Eukaryota; Metazoa; Chordata; Actinopteri; Salmoniformes; Salmonidae
Product: FUN14 domain-containing protein 1-like
Exons: 5
Coding region: 67-555 (162 amino acids)
Biological process (GO): autophagy of mitochondrion
Cellular component (GO): mitochondrial outer membrane
Source: RefSeq, a predicted model, not a curated record
GGUUUAUAAAGCUCAGGGGCGGGGCUUGCAUACAGCGGACAACAUCCUGAUGUAAUUUUCUCCAAAAUGGCGGAUCGCAAAGAAGAUGACAUCUUAUCAGAAAAGGAUGAGCCGGAGAGCGAGGAUGAGACCUAUGAGGUGGUGGACCUGACAGAGUACGCCCGGAGGCACCAAUGGUGGAGCAUGGUGUUUGGGAAUAACUCUGGUCCCCUCGCAGAGAAAUACUCUGUGACCACGCAGAUCGCGAUGGGAGGGGUCACUGGCUGGUGUGCAGGAUACUUGUUCCAGAGAGUAGGGAAGAUAGCUGCAACUGCCAUAGGUGGAGGGUUCCUGUUAUUACAGAUAGCGAAUCACAGUGGCUACGUGCAGGUGGACUGGAAGAAAGUGGAGAAGGACGUGAACAAAGCAAAGAAACACCUGAAGAAGAGAACCAAGCAAGCAGCCCCUGAAAUUAACUCCUUCUUCGAGGAGGUAAAGGCCACAGAGUUUGUCAAGAAGAACAUUGUCCUGUCCAGCGGGUUUGUGGGUGGAUUCCUCCUGGGCUUGGCCUCCUAAUGGCGUCGGGGCCAAUUCACGACUGAGGAAGUCGUUACAUAGGAAGAAGGAAGCUGUCAUUACUGUGAACUGAGUCACCACACGGGAUGUUGUCAUUAACUGUGAAUCGUUGUCUUUCUCCCAGCACGGAACUAGUCAUGAAACGGGUUUGGGAGGAGGCUGAACAUGUGAAGCUGCCACUUUAUGCCCCCCUGGCUGCUCUCUUCCGUUACUGCCCAACUGAUCAGAGUCUAGCUUGUCCACCCUCUUUUUAUUCUAUUUAUCUGGUGGUUUCUGAUCCAGGAUCAGUUGUUUGGGCCUGUUGAAUAUGACAUUUUUAUACUUCAUAUUCAUAAUCAGCACUACCCCCAACAUCAAUGUAUGUGAAAAUGUCACGUUUCUAUGUUUUGAAUCAGCUAUGUUAUAUAUAUUUGUUCACCAUCAUAUGGUGUGCAUCAUGUGAUUUGAAUCCAUUAGUGAAGUAUGCCUACUCAUAACUGGUUGAAAUCACGAUGCACACCAGAUGAUGCCAUUAGAAAAACUAAUUUUGACUUCAAAACAUAGAAACAUGGCAUUUUCACAUAUGUUGAUGUUAGGGUAGUUCUGGAGAUGAUGAAUACAAUGUUGAAAAUGUUAGAAAUGUCCCUUUAAGUGCACAACGCAACACCUCUUGAUAUACUACUAAUAUACUGUACCACACACUGGACAUAGGAUUCCUUGGCCCCUGUCUAUCUGGUGCCCUCUUUUACCUGGAAGAACAGGUCUAGGAUCAGGAAUGUGUCCCAAAUGCCCAUAGUGCACUACAUUUGACCAGAGCCCUAUGUAGGAAAUUAGGGUGCCAUUUGGGACACAGGCCAG